Molecule: messenger RNA, 3999 nt
Organism: Naegleria lovaniensis
Lineage: Eukaryota; Heterolobosea; Eutetramitea; Acrasida; Naegleriidae
Exons: 3
Coding region: 1-3999 (1332 amino acids)
Source: RefSeq, a predicted model, not a curated record
AUGGAUCAAUAUCCAGUGGAAUGGAGAAACGCUCCUGUACCUGUAAUUGCUCUCGUUAAAAACAAGAGGCUUCAUGAUGGACUGAUUACUUGUAUUCAGAAUAAUAUUUCAAGAAAGAUUAAAAUUUUAAGCCUUGAAAGCGACAAUGAAAUCAUCAAGCCUAAACAACUCACCAUGAAAAGUAAUAUUAAUUUAUUUGAGAAUAUGAGUAUGAAUAGUAUAUUGAUGGCAUCUACUGCAACCACUCCACUUUCUACAAGCAUCAUGCCACAACAUGCAAAUAUCGGUAGUAUCAUUGUAAAUUCUACAGGUAGCACUACGAGUAGUCCUAGUGUUGCAAGUGCAGGAACUAGUAGUCCUCCGAUACCAUCUUCUUCUGCUCUAACAUCAGCCAUAUCAUCAGCGUCAUUGAUGUCAUCAUCAUCCAACACAUCACUUUCUUCUUUGACAGGAUCCAAUAGUAACUUGUUAACGAGCAGUACAACAACUGCUACUGGAGCCACAAAAGAACUUCCUCCAUUGCCCUAUCAUCUCAUUAAUUCUGGUAGUUCCAUGAACACCAAUCAAUCCAACAGAUUCGAUGGAUAUAAACCAGCAGGUCUCUUCAAACGUGGAUGGUUUAAAAAACAUCAAGAAUUAGUACCAAGCGUUUGUAUUGUGAUUGUUCAUUGGAAAUCCGAUGAAUAUUCGACCUGGAAAACACAAGAGAGCGAAAUUGUAAAGAAAAUUCUGUCAGUCAAGGAGACUCGUGCUGGAAAAAAUACAAAAUAUAUUGCAUUAAUUGUUACAAAGAAAGCUCCACCAGCAUCAGAAGUUCAAAUUGAUGCCAACACAUAUCAAUCUACAGAAGAUUUUAUUUAUAAUAUUAGAAAGGGAUCUAAUACGGAUAGCAAAAAUGUAAUUUUAAUGAAAGAGACAGAGCUUGUUGAUGAUCAAUCAUUUAAAGUGAAAUUAUCCAAACCACUCAGAGAAUCAAUUGUAAAUUACUACAAGGAACAAACCAAUAUGGUAAAAAAGUAUAAGAGUGACAUUAAUAAGAGCACUCAACCCUAUUUAUUCAUGAGACAUCGAUUGAAGGUUGCCUUCUAUUAUGACAUUUUAAUGAAUAGUGGACUGACAAGUCAACCUUCAAUUCAAAAACUCAUCAAAUAUUUGACUCAAGCAUAUUCUUCUCUACAAAAUGUAUCUCCUUUAGAUUUUCAACUUGAAGAAAUCAAAACACUUGGUGAUAUUCUCAAUUUCAAAUUAUGUUUCAUCAAACUUUCUGAUAAGAAGAUCGAUAUGGGAGUUAAACAAUUUUUAAAACACAUGUCAUGGUACAAGGCCGUUCAUGAAGAAGAUUUUUCCGCCAACUCUGUAGAUGAAUUCAAGUUUCAUGCUCGCCUUUAUCUUCAAUAUCGAAUGAUGGGAGAAAUCUUGGAAAGAAUUCCUCCAAAUUUACUAAGUCAAGAUCAACGAUACCAAAAUCCAGGAUUUUAUUAUCAAGCAGCUGCAACACAUGCCAAAUAUAGAAAAACAUUUGCCAUACAAGCAUGUGAACCUCAUAGAGAUUUGGUUGAAAGCAUUUUCUCUGGAAAUGAUGAUCUUCUUGUGAAAAUCAAAGUUGAGGACUAUCAUUACUUGACAGGAUAUUAUGGAAAAACCAUUGAAAUGCCAGAACUUUCGGACUCAUUGAGACAAAGUAAUGGACUCACUAUUCGUAAUGUGAGAGACAUUGCAAGAGAAAUUAUGUUAACCAAACACUCUGAAACUAUUAUUCAAAUGCUCACUAAUGCUUACAAUCGUUUCAACGUGAAAUCAGAAGCUCAACUGAAACGAAUGAUGUAUUACAUUGCAAGUAGUAUUGCAAGUGAACAUUAUGAAUCUGGAAAUUGGGAGAAGAGUAAAUUAUUCUUUGAUAAGAUUGCCAAGCACUAUAGAAAGGAACAAUGGUAUGAAUUGUUAACGGAUGUACUUCAGAGAUCUCUUGAAUGUUCCAAACAAUUGAAACUAUCAAAACAAUUUGUACUUCAUUCUUUAGAAUUGAUCUCAACAUUAAUGACCAAUCCUGACAAUGAAAAGAUUCAACAUUUGAAUGAUUUGCUUCUUUUCAUUCACAAUCCUGAUCAAGUCAUUCUGCCAGUAUUGAACUCUCCUGUUGUCAUUGAAAUGGAUUCAAAGAAUGUUUUAAUUCAAUUGAAAACUCAAUUCAGUGUUCCUUUUGCAUCGGUCUAUCAACCUAUUCAAUUCUCACUCCAAUUUGUAUCUUUUGCUCCAGCAGAUAUUAGAUUUUCAUCACUCUCCAUUGUAUUUAACGACAAUGAAUAUAAUUUAGUCAUUCAAGAUGGACAACCAAUUCCAAGUCCAACACUUCCAGAAACAAAAUCAAAGCAGGAAACAAACAAAGUUCAACAACAAGUUGGUACAGCUGGCUCAGAUUUGGUUCAAAAUGCAACAUGUUUAGAUUUGGUUCUAAAAGGAAAUGGUCAAUCUAAUAUUUUCACAUUCCCUCUGAUUGUGAGACAAAAACAAGAUUUACAAAGUUUAGGAGUAUCAUUAUCAUUGAAAGGUUCAACUCCAAAUCAAGAAAUUCGAUUCCAAUGGAAGAUGGUUGAUAAUGAAUACUUUUUAACAUUGCUCAAGAGUUAUGAUUAUAGACUCUUUUACUCGGAAGGAUUGUUUGUAGAGAGACCUGUAGUGAUUAUUUCAGAACCAGAGCCUAACAUGUCUCUUUCAUUUGUUCAUCUUCCUCCUGCACUGAUCAAUGAAUAUUAUAGCAUCAAAAUUACCAUGAAAUCAAAUGAGGAUCAUGUCAUUGGUGGAAGAUUGAUUAUUGAUCGAGCACAAGAUGUUGAAAUUACUCAUAUUUUGCAUGAUCAAUUAGUUCCUCUUUCCAAUGUAGAUGGUAUUCGAGUUCCAGAAAUAUUACCCAAUAAUUCUUACAGUGUUACAGUUUUCUUGAAAUGUGAAAAACCUGGAAUUAACAAACUUCAAGUAAGAAUAUCAUAUGGAACCACUCUGUAUAGUCAAUUAGAGAGAAGUACCUCUUUCGAAGUACCUUGUCAAUAUCCAUUUGAUGCUCAUUUCCAUUUUAUGGCAACCAGACAAUCAGAAUCCAAGGUAUUAAGAGAUGAACAAAACGAAAUUGUUCUUUCUGAGAAUGAAAUGAUGUUCAGAUUGUUACCUUCACAAAGAGUAUCCUUCUAUCAAAAGAUUAUCAGUAAUCAAUGUCAGAAUAUUUCAAUUUCUGAUCCUCUUGCAAAGGAUAGAUCGACACAGUCAGGAUUUACUUAUUUAGAUGGGUUUAGUGUAUUCCAGGCAGUAGCGCUCCAAUCUUCAUUGAAAUGUACAACUCCAUUUCCAGUAAUGUUGGAACAUGUUUCUGUGGAGAAUGCUGACAAGUUCACAUGUCUUUCACAGCCUGAUUUUUCAUCCUUCCUCUAUUCGACAUCCUCUAAAAAGUAUUUAGAAGAUAAGGACGAGCAUAGUUCUUGUUUUGUUAUUGUUCCUCAAGAUGUUGGAAAGAGCUUACCAGUUGGAAAUUUAAAGAUUGUUGUGCAGAGAGGACAAGCAGUCAACACAGAUGAAAUGGAUGCAGAGCUCGUUGAAAAAUUGAAGUUGACAAGAAUUGAAUAUACUUCACCACUCCCAUCUAUUACUGUGAUUGACCCAGGUUUUACAGUCAGUUUUUGUGCUCCAUUUGAGACUAUUGUAGGUACUGCAGUGAAAUGCAGCUUGAUCAUUGAAAACAACACUCCACAACUUCAACAGUUGCAAUUAUUUGUUUCUGAAAGUAUUUCCUUCUUUUAUGCGGGAACCACUAAUUUGAGAUUCUCCAUUUUACCCUAUCAAUCAAGAGAAUUACUUUAUACCUUUAUUCCAAUCACAACAGGAUUGUUGGAAUUCCCCAAAUUCUCGUUAGGUAAUUUGAAGAGACAAGUUCAUAUUCUGAACGAUGAUGAAAAGUGGACAAUUUAUGUGCAUGAGCAGCAAAAUGAAGCCGCUUUGCCCAAUAAAUAA